Molecule: messenger RNA, 3558 nt
Organism: Penicillium arizonense
Lineage: Eukaryota; Fungi; Ascomycota; Eurotiomycetes; Eurotiales; Aspergillaceae
Product: DUF3659 domain-containing protein
Exons: 2
Coding region: 1-3558 (1185 amino acids)
Source: RefSeq, a predicted model, not a curated record
AUGGCAUCACCGGCGACAAAGCGAGUUCCAUCAGCGAAAAAGCAUUUAGUACCGCCUAAGAAGUCCAUGGGAAGAGACUCAGCUUCCCAAAGCCCUUUACCUGAUCAGGGAGCAUCAGAGAUCAAGCCUGUAAACCAGGCGAAACCCAUCAACAAGCCCUUGACACCAACAGCACCCAAGAAGAAUAUUCGAAAGUUGCCAAAGAAAUCGGGAACCCGAGAAUUGUCUCCAGCCUCCCAAGAGAAAAAGGUAUCGCAAAUCAAGUCUCCGAAUGUCGACAAACCUGGGACACCAGAUGAAGGGAGUGCAGUCAACUUGGACAAUGAGGAGCCACUGCCAAUAAGAGAGUCCGUCGAAGAGCAUAAAGAGGCGGUUGAAGUCCCAGAAGAUGCGCAACAGGUGGCAGAAAUUCCCUCUAAAGAGCAGAGAAAAUCUGAAACGACAAAAACUGAUUCCGCCUCUGGGUCGGGUGGGGUCUCAUUUUUCCAGCGAGGGAAGAAUGCAGCCUCGCGUAUUUCGGAUCUAACGGGCACCGUCAGAGAUCUCAGCAAUCGGGCUACCGCUGGGGAAUCGCAGGGCGCUUUCGACGACAUUCAAGAUAACAUUCGAGGUGUCGCCAAAAAGUUCAAGCCUGACGAAGGGGGUGUUGCCAGCAAACUCAUGGAGAAGAUUCCCAGUCUCCCCACGGAUUUGUCUGAGUUGAAGGGGCUUGAGGUUAGCGAAGAGGGACAGAUCUUUGACAAUGAUGGCAAUGCAGUUGGAACACUCGUCGAAGGCGACCCCAGCGACCUUGCUGGCCACGUGGUUGGGGAAGGUGGUGAGAUUUUAGAUGAGGAUGGGGAUCUGAUUGGCAGAGUUGAGCUUGUCAGCGACGAGACUUCAAAGCGGGCCGAUGCAGUCGAAGAAGCGGUGGACACAGAUAAUGUCCCCAGCUUGCAGGACCUCGCAAAUCUGCCAGUCGCAGAGGACGGCUCAGUCAAAGACGACGACGGUCGAGUAUUGGGGCGACUUGUUGAAGGUGACCCGGAUGAUUUGGUGGGCCGAACUGUUGAUGAGAAUGGCGAAGUACUCGAUGAAGAUGGAGACUUGAUCGGACGAGUCGAGCCUAUUUCCUCAAAGCAAGUUGAAGAGCCGGCCGGUGAAGCCGAGCCCACUGGUGGGGUGUUGCUUCCAGGCGUUGCCAUCCUUCGGGGCAGAGAAAUCAACAGAAAUGGGAAGAUUCUGAAUGAUAAGGGCGAGGAUUUAGGCCAAGUUGUCGAAGGUCAAGAUCCUAGGCAUAUGUCAGGAAAGGUGCCAAAUGAACUGGGUCAAGUGAUGGACAUGACCGGAGAGGUGAUUGGACAAGUUGAACCAGUGCCAGGCGAGGCUGCCAACAUUGCGAUGCAAGAACUCGAAGACAAGAAGGCAGCUUUCAAAAAGAAAGAAGCAAACAAAUCACCGGAAAUUCCCCAGGAAUUACCUGACAUCUCCACGCUAGAAGGCCUGAAAUGCAACAAGUUCGGACACAUUGUCGACGAGGAUGGUGUGCCAGUUGGUGAACUUAUUGAGGGCAACCCCAAAGAGGUAUCUAAGGGAGGAUUCCGGCUAGAUCAUCGUGGUCAAUUCUGGGACAACAGAGGAAAUAUCUUGGGCGUAGCACAAACAAUCCCAAUUGAAGAGGAGGACCAGCGCCCAUUCGCAGGGUUUGAAGAUCUUGUCGUGGUCACUGAUGGCUGGGUCGAAGACGCAACUGGCGCUCGAGUAGGCCAGGUUGUUGAUGGGGAGAUAAAGAAGCUUCUUGGUCGGGCUGUCGAUGACGAUGGAGAUAUUUUGGAUAAGCGAGGCAAUCUUAUUGGACACGCUGAGCCCUGGGAAGAGCCGGAACCAGAGGCAGAAGAGGUCGAUUUCUCUUCCGUGGAAGGUCUCUCGCCUAACAAGCUAGGCUUUGUUAUUGGGCCAGACGGCGUGUUGUUAGGCCGUGUAACGGAAGGGGACUUGAAAAAGGUUGCUGGUAGGACCAUCGACCACGAAGGUCAGCUGUGGAGCGACGAUGGCCAGGUUAUUGGACGGGUUGAGCUGGUUGCGGAAGAGGAGCAUGAGGUAUUGGGGCCUUUUAGCGGCCUAGGUGAUCUGAUGGUCAGACAAGACGGGCUUGUUGAAACUGAGGAAGGCAUUGUUGUUGGCAGGAUCAUUGACGGAGAUCCUAAAGAAUUACGGGGUAAAGCUGUGGAUGAUGAUGGAGACAUCAUGGAUAAGGUGGGCAACGUGAUAGGACGCGCUGAGCCAUAUACUCCAUCCGAAGUCUCUGAAGAGUCAGAGGGAGACCUGUCCGAACUUGAAGGGAUGACAGUCAAUAAAUUUGGAAAUGUCGUCGACGAAAACGGGGCAGUCUUUGGACGGCUUGUCUCAGGAAAUCCCAAGAAGCUGAAUGGAAAGAAGGUGGAUGGAGAAGGUCAGAUUUGGAGUGACGAUGGGAAAGUCCUGGGCAAUGUUGAACUUAUUCCUGCCGCCGAGCGAGAGCAACCCGAAGGGGUGUUUUUUGGGCUCGAUGGACUGACUGCAACAAUGGAUGGAUAUGUGAUCACUCCAGAAAGGGAAGUGGUUGGUAGACUAAUCGACGGGGAACCGACAAGACUUGUUGGCCGUGCCGUCGAUGAAGAUGGCGAAAUUGUGGACAAAGUGGGCAAUGUCAUCGGCCGUGCAGAGCGAUGGACCCCCGAGGAAAAGGAACGCGAUAUUAACCCGAUGAGUGGCCGAAAAGUCAACCGAGAUGGCGAGGUCCGCGACGAAGAUGGUAAUCUGAUAGGCAGGCUUACUAUGGGUAACCUCAAAGCCUUGAUAGGGAAGACGGUGAAUGAUAGUGGCUAUAUCGUUGACAACGAUGGAAAUCAAAUUGGCGAGUGCACACUGGAGGAGAACCUACCAGACGCCGUACCUGAGCCCGAACUAUCACCCGAGGAAGCUGAGCAGCAGGCCAAAGAGGAACAUGACCGAGAUUUGGCGAAGAAGAUAUCAUCCGUUAUACAGCAAACACUUGAAUCAGUGGAGCCGCUCUGCAAACAGAUCACACAGCAUCUUGAAAGAGCCGAUCGUACGCCACGAGAGGAGUUGGAUGAAGAGAAACUAGUCCAGACCGUGAAGCCUCUUAUUGAAGAUGCCGGAAACAUGCUGCAGGAGUGUAAGAGCACCAUUAGGGCGCUCGACCCCGAUGGGUCCAUCGCUGCAUCCGCAAAGGCUCACAGUGCUUCUCACGAGGCGACACCGGAAGAAUAUCAGCUAGCAGAUCUUUUGAAACAACUGACUCAAACUGUGACGACUACCAUUGACAAUGGCCGUCAGAAAAUCGCAGAUAUGCCCCAUGCGAAGAAGAAACUCAAUCCGCUGUGGACAUUGCUAUCCGAACCACUUUUCCAAAUUAUUGCGGCAGUCGGCUUGCUUCUAAGUGGUAUUCUCGGUCUUGUCAAUAAUCUUCUGAGCGGACUUGGCCUUGGUGGUCUUGUUCGUGGUCUUCUCGGUGGUCUUGGAAUCGAUAACCUGAUGAACAGUCUCGGUUUGGACAAGUUGGGCAUUGGAAAGUGA